AUGAACCCUGUAGAAACGUUCCUCGACAAGCAAUUGAAUCCGUCGAGUCAGCAACGGCAGGGGUGCUCCCCCGACCCUCUUUUGCCCUCUCUUGCCUCUGCUGCUGCUGUCGACCUCGUUGGCACCGAGUCGGUUGGCAUUGCGUCUGCUCCUAGUGGGAGGCGCCGCAGCGGCAGGAGCAAGGGGGGCAAGGUGCUGGAGGGGAUGGCGGGGGCGGCGGUGGUGGCGGUGGAGGCGGCGGAGGGGGUGGGGGUGGAGGUGGGGGUGGUGGCGGGAGUGGGGGCUUUGGUAGCGGUGGUGGAGGUGGAGGCGGCGGAGGCAGCGGUAGUGGGGGUGGAGGUUGUCGGAUCCUCACCACUCCCUUCUGCCCUUGCAAUCCUUGCUCCUUUGGCUGCCUCCCUCUCUUCCAGUACCACCCUCUCCUUGUCUUACUCCUGCUCUCGUGCUUCCCUCCUGCCCCAUGUCACUGAUGCUCUCAUGCUCCCCUCCCUCCCCUAA
This is a messenger RNA of Closterium sp. NIES-65, 498 nucleotides long. The record is from the annotation of a GenBank genome assembly. Lineage: Eukaryota; Viridiplantae; Streptophyta; Zygnematophyceae; Desmidiales; Closteriaceae.